This is a messenger RNA of Naumovozyma castellii, 1386 nucleotides long. RefSeq names its product mitochondrial processing peptidase (gene MAS1). The coding region runs from base 1 to 1386 and encodes 461 amino acids. The record is from RefSeq and is a predicted model, not a curated record. Lineage: Eukaryota; Fungi; Ascomycota; Saccharomycetes; Saccharomycetales; Saccharomycetaceae. The transcript has a single exon.
AUGUUUCGUAAUGUUAUAAGGAAAAUAAAGCCAACAGGUCAAUUUAUUCACCAAGCAGCAAGUAUUCCUACCACUAGAACCUCCAUUUUGCCCAAUGGCUUAACCGUGGCAACAGAAUUGAUUCCCAACACGUCGAGUGCCACCGUGGGUAUCUUUGUAGAUGCCGGUUCUCGAGCUGAAAAUGUUAAAAACAAUGGGACUGCUCAUUUCCUAGAGCAUUUGGCCUUUAAGGGAACUCAAAAUAGAUCACAAAAGGGUAUCGAAUUGGAAAUUGAAAAUAUUGGGUCUCAUUUAAAUGCAUAUACCUCGAGAGAAAAUACUGUUUAUUACGCUAAAUCACUGAAAGAGGAUAUUCCAAAGGCUGUGGAUAUAUUAAGUGAUAUUCUAACCAAAUCUGUUCUAGACCCUCGUGCCAUCGAAAGAGAAAGAGAUGUUAUCAUUAGAGAGAGUGAAGAGGUGGAUAAGAUGCAUGAUGAAGUAGUUUUCGACCAUCUUCAUGCAAUUACAUAUAAGGAUCAACCACUGGGGAGAACGAUCUUGGGUCCUAUCAAGAAUAUAAAAUCUAUAACAAGAAAUGACUUGAGAGAAUACAUUACAAAAAACUAUAAGGGUGAUAGAAUGGUUCUUGCCGGCGCAGGUGCUGUAAACCACGAUGAGUUGGUGGAAUAUGCACAAAAAUAUUUUGGUCAUCUAGGUAAAUCUGUGUCACCCGUACCCUUAGGAUCGCCUCGUGGCCCAUUACCUGUGUUUAUGAGAGGGGAAAAAUUAAUGGAGGAGAAUACGCUACCAACAACUCAUAUUGCCAUUGCUCUAGAAGGUGUUUCAUGGUCAGCUCCAGAUUAUUUCAUUGGAUUAGCUACACAGGCAAUUAUUGGCAAUUGGGACAGAGGUAUGGGGGCAGGUACCAACUCUCCAUCUCCACUAGCUGUUGCUGCAUCCAAUAAUGGUACAUUGGCUAAUUCUUACAUGUCCUUUUCCACGUCAUAUGCUGAUACAGGGUUAUGGGGGAUGUAUAUUGUGACAGCUUCUAAUGAACAUAAUGUCAAGCAAAUCAUAGAUGAAGUCAUUAGAGAAUGGCGUAGAAUUAAAGCAGGGAAUAUCUCCGAUGAAGAAGUAAAUAGAGCUAAGGCACAGUUAAAAGCGGCACUAUUGUUAUCAUUGGAUGGCUCGACAGCUAUAGUGGAAGAUAUGGGGAGACAAAUAGUGACAACGGGGAAGAGAUUAUCACCUGAGGAGGUUUUCCAAAAAGUGGAUCAAAUAACAAAGGAUGACAUUAUCAUGUGGGCAAACUAUAGAUUAAAAAAUAAACCUGUUUCCAUGGUUGCCCUGGGGAAUAUUAAGACAGUACCAAAGUUAUCAUAUAUUGAACAAAGUUUAAAUCAAUAG